CGCGUCAAAUUAAUUCCACCAAACUCCGGACUCCCCAGGAUCACUUCUAUUUGCGUUUAUCGAACGAGGAUCAGUUGGUGCCACUUUGCCUUCUAGUCACUCGCGUCCAGGAGAGAGGGGGCGGCAUAGCGCGAGGAGACUCCAGUCUGGCUUUCUUCUCGUGGUUCCCCGUUCUUUCCUUCGCUUGGUUUUCUCGUCUCUUCCUUGGACGCACUCAGCCUUUUGACGGGACAGUACGCAGCCGAAAACUUAAAUGCAAAUGGAGCAAACCUAUGGAGAGGUGAAUCAACUGGGAGGCGUAUUCGUCAAUGGCCGUCCUCUGCCCAAUGCCAUUCGGCUACGGAUUGUGGAGCUGGCCCAGCUCGGGAUUCGGCCCUGUGACAUCAGUCGGCAGCUGCGAGUGUCUCACGGCUGUGUGAGCAAGAUACUAGCGAGGUAUAACGAAACGGGAUCCAUCUUACCUGGCGCCAUUGGCGGGAGCAAACCUCGAGUCACAACACCCAAUGUGGUAAAAAACAUCAGGGAAUACAAACAGAACGACCCUGGGAUUUUUGCUUGGGAGAUCCGAGACAGACUUUUAGCUGAUGGAGUUUGUGACAAAUACAAUGUCCCGUCAGUGAGUUCCAUCAGCAGGAUUUUACGCAAUAAAAUUGGAAAUCUGUCCCAGACGAACCAGUAUGAAAGUGGCAAACAGGCGCCAGCCCAGGCCAGCCUCUCCUACAACCACAUCUACCCGUAUUCAUAUCCGAACGCCAUGUCGCCCACCGGCACAAAGAUGACAAGUCCUACAGGAGUGCCCGUUACGGCCGGACACGUGAGCAUAUCCAGGGCCUGGCCCUCGGCUCACACCGUCAGCAAUAUCCUCGGGAUUCGCGCUUUCAUGGACCCAGCAGCCAUUGCUGGGACAGACGGAUAUGCGCCAAAAAUGGAGGACUGGAGCAGCGUAAACAGAGCAGCUUUUCCUUCUGCGCACGGAGUCAAUGGUAUCGACAAAUCCACCCUCGAGGGUGAUAUUAAAUAUCCACAGCCUUCAUCCACUCUUUCCAGUUACGUGUCUGCUUGCGCCUAUUCACCGACCAAUCAGUACGGCGUGUACAGUGGACCUGCGGGAGGAUACGUUGCCCCGGGACACCAUCACUGGCAGCCCCAAAGUCCAGCUCUGUCUCAUGCGGGGGGUGGCAUGGGUAUGCACGCGGGGGACAUUCAUGCAUCCAUGGCCUUCAAACAUCAGGCGCGUGAAGGAGACCGAAAGCCCCCCAGUCCUCUCACCAAACAGCAGCACGAGGACCUGAACGUACACGGACUCAGUCUCACAUCAUCCUCCUGAGCUGGACUGUACCUUUCCCCAGCUGACACAUUUCAGCCCGCACCACAGUAAGUCUCGGCUCUUGGUUUGCUGUUCUGAUUCCCACGAGCCCGUUCAUGUGGACAAUUGACACACUAUGGCCAUUUGAAUGUAAAACGCACACAUGUCCCAGUGUUCCUCUUGGUUGCCAAUCACGGACAGAACAUAUCAUGGACAGUACAUACCGUGUGUUAUUCGUGCUCUUUUAAUUUCUGUAAAUGUCGGCCAUUAUCUCAAUCCAACUC
Messenger RNA from Boleophthalmus pectinirostris (great blue-spotted mudskipper), 1590 nucleotides. It is a transcript of the gene pax1a, whose product is annotated as paired box 1a. The transcript is spliced from 5 exons. The record is from RefSeq and is a predicted model, not a curated record. Lineage: Eukaryota; Metazoa; Chordata; Actinopteri; Gobiiformes; Gobiidae. Gene Ontology annotation, biological process: anatomical structure development; regulation of transcription by RNA polymerase II. Gene Ontology annotation, molecular function: RNA polymerase II cis-regulatory region sequence-specific DNA binding; DNA-binding transcription factor activity, RNA polymerase II-specific. Bases 254 to 1327 code for a protein of 357 amino acids.